Diatraea saccharalis (sugarcane borer) is the source of this 327-nucleotide messenger RNA. NCBI's taxonomy places the organism in Eukaryota, Metazoa, Arthropoda, Insecta, Lepidoptera, Crambidae. The record is from the annotation of a GenBank genome assembly.
AUGCGAUCACUUACUGUUCUGUAUUUGAUCGUGGUAACUUUACUUCUUAGAACAUGUUGGUGUUCACCUACAUUCUACCAUGGCCCGGAGCCUCACACGCUGGCAGUAGUAUCGGAGCUGACUUCACGGUUGGAGUCGCGCGCACAAGAGGCACGCUUGCCUAUACCAACGCCACAGGACAUAGAAACUAUCAAGAAGGUUGCACAGAUCCUCAUCAUGAUUGGAGAACAGGUAAUACCAACUAUAAUUGGUGAAACACCAUCGGGCAACUGCGACUCUCCUGCGGCGGACUAUCCCUCCGAUGCCAUCAACGAGAAUAAUAAAUAA